Plenodomus lingam JN3 is the source of this 1134-nucleotide messenger RNA. RefSeq lists its product as uncharacterized. The record is from RefSeq and is a predicted model, not a curated record. NCBI's taxonomy places the organism in Eukaryota, Fungi, Ascomycota, Dothideomycetes, Pleosporales, Leptosphaeriaceae.
AUGAGCAAAAUUUUAUUGACUGGUGCUACCGGCUAUGUCGGUGGCACAGUACUGUCUGAACUUCUCGCCAACACCGCCCCCCAGCUCAAAUCUCUCACAUUAGACCUUCUUGUCCGCAACGAGUCUCAGGCAAUCAUUUUGAAAAAAGCGUAUGGGCAUCGCAUCAACACAAUCAUAUGGCAGGGCCUACACGAUACGAUCUUCAUCGAACAAUUGGCCGCCAACUAUGAUAUUAUCAUCAACACAGGAUCUGGCUUCAUCGCAGAAGGUGCUGUUGCUUUUGUGAAUGGUUUAGCUCAACGAGUGGCAAAAGACAAACCCGCACCCUGGAUGUUGCAUAUAUCCGGAUGCACAAACCUUGCAGAUCGUCCACUAUCACAACCGUCUGUGCCAUGCCGAGAAUGGAAUGACGCUAGAGACGGGUCGAGGAUCUACGAACAUAUGACGCUUCUUGACUCACAGGACCCGUAUCCUCAACGAACUACCGAGCUGAGAGUGCUGCAAACUGCAUCUGUCACUGGUGUUCAAGCAAUCAGUGUUAACACUCCUUGCAUUUUUGGAGAGGGAAGUGGCUUGUUCAAUAGGCAAGGGCUGGUUGUUCCUCUUGUUAUGAUGUAUGUGUUACAACACGGCUAUGGCUUUCGACUCAGCGACACUGCCAACUUCGACCGUGUUCAUGUCCUUGACCUUGCCGAGAUUUAUGUCCGUCUGGUACAGACUAUAUUAGAGCGGCCUGAUCGCGGCGUUGGGUAUAUUCCUACCGGCCAUCACGGUAUUCUCUUCGCGGAAGCCGGUCGAGUCCUUAUCGAAGAGAUCAAUCAGAGAUGCCUUGACGUGGCUUUCUCAGAUGGCGUUCUCCCACGGAAGGGCACUCCGAAGGAAAAGGAAACCCGUCUUGUCUCCCUCCGGGAGAUUGCCGAUGAAAUCACAGCAGGACAAAUCGACAUCGCAGAACGUGGCUGGGCCGGCCAUAAGGCUACGAAGGCAGUUUAUGCGCGUGAGAUUCUAGGUUGGUGUCCCCAAAGGCUUGAGGACGCUUGGCAGACCACAUUCUUGGACGAGCUUGUCGCCGUGAAAGAGGGCCGGAGGAAGUUGACAAUGGAGGGUUGUAUUGGAACAACUCAAAUAAGCUGA